UUUUUUUCCGAUCAGAAGCACUUGUACUAAAAGCGCUCCUACUCUUCACGGGCACAGGGCACUUAUAUCUGGCCGAUGCUAAAAAUAUCCCGACAAACCUAACUUAAAACUAGCUAAGUACUCUUAACGAGACUACCUUCGUCCCAAAUAGAUCGACGCUAACCUCUGGCCGCUCGCUUCUCCUCCCAUGUUCGAGUCGAUGCAACGCCGCCGGCUCACUGCCCUCCGUUGCUCCGUGCCUCUGUCGCGGAUUCAUAGCGAUGCAGUUCCCAGGAUUUCCAUCGGCACCGGCACAACGCCUCCAGGCUCACAGUUUCAUGGCGGCACCGGCACAACGCCUCCAACCCUUCACGACUUGAUGGGAUCUAUCAAGAACAAAUCGAUCAUCUUAUCAAAGGUUAUGCCAAUCUCGUUGACCUCAUCCAACCCAUGAAGUCUUUCAACUGGAAGAAGAUGAAAGGCCCUAAUUUUUUGGUAGUGGCUAUACAGAAGAUGGAAGACCCUACUGAGUGUUACAAGUUAUAUCUAUUAGAGCUGCGUUAGAGGCUUAGAGCUUUGGAGUCUCGUAUCUGUUAGUUUCCAUUGUUAUUGGGUUACACUGCUUCACUACUGGUACUGAUAAUGGAAAACACUGCCUGGCUGAGUUUGGGGAUCUGGUGGUGAUUAUGGCGGUGGUUGUGGUGGUGGUUAUGGUGGUGGUGGAGCCUAUGGAAAUGGAUCUGAAAACACUACUUACUAUGAUGACUAAGGUGGAUGAGAGAGAGUCACUAUACUCCACACCAAGUUGGAGAUGUUAUAAAUAUCAUAAACAGAACUACUCUUCAUCUCUUAUGGUUAUUGAUCAUGUCAACAAAAACAAGAGACAUAACACAAGCAUUCUCAUUCGACACCUUGGAUCAUCUGGAACUUCAAAGAUUCUUAUAGAUGCUGGAAUGUUCUACCAUGGCUGCUUGAGAUGGUUUCGUCUUUAUGGAUUUUUCUAUACAAGCAUUGAAGAUCAAAUGAUGAGGAUUGGUUUUGGAUCAAUGUAAUAAACUAAUAAAUAAUGGAUAUCUUGAAUCCUUGAUACUUUUUGCUUAGUUUAACUUUAUGGAUUAAAAGUAGUAUGAUUCCAGCAUUGUUUGGUCAUUGUGAUGUCAAAGCACC
Cuscuta epithymum is the source of this 1146-nucleotide messenger RNA. NCBI's taxonomy places the organism in Eukaryota, Viridiplantae, Streptophyta, Magnoliopsida, Solanales, Convolvulaceae. The record is from the annotation of a GenBank genome assembly.